Peniophora sp. CBMAI 1063 is the source of this 471-nucleotide messenger RNA. The record is from the annotation of a GenBank genome assembly. NCBI's taxonomy places the organism in Eukaryota, Fungi, Basidiomycota, Agaricomycetes, Russulales, Peniophoraceae.
AUGUCGCAAGCAGGAGCCGUCUCUGCGCGUAGCCCCUUGUCUACGAUUUUCCUCCUGCACAUCGUGCUAGAGGGUCCACUCGCGUUCCAGGGAUGGUGGAACCCUGCCAGCUUACCCUUCCUCGGGUUGAACAACACGACGCUCGUGUUCAUCAAGUUGUGGUCCGUCUUGAGCCUUUCCACUUGUAUCAUGGCACUCCUCUGUAACGGCCUACCUGAAUUCAUGGCCGGUAAGCGCGCCGUAGGACUUGGACUCGGCCUGUAUCACACGACCCUGUCGACCAUCCUCUUCCAAGCGCCUCGUUUCAUUCCGCAUACCUUCGGCGCGCUCGCAGAGAACUACAAGUUCACGCCCGAGAUCCUGUGGGGCGUGUUCCAUGGGCUGAUUGGGCUUGGCUUUGCGAGCUGGUGGCAGGGGACUAUCCCGUAUGUUCAGGCGGGAGCGGCUGCUAUGGGCGGAGGAAGGCGAUAG